AUGAUGGGCGAAGAUCUUGGAGUGGAAGCCAAGGAGGCUGCUGUACGUGAGGUUGCCAAGUUGUUACCACUUCCAGAGCUGUUGCUGUCGAUUGCCUCUAUCAAAGCUGAUUAUAUUUCACGGCAACAGGCUAAUGAUGCUCAGCUUAGUACAAUGGUAGCGGAGCAGGUUGAACAAGCACAAUCUGGCUUGGCCUCACUUUCCUCAUCUCAGACGACGAUAAACCAACUUCGUGAGAACUUUAUUGGCAUUGAGAGGCUUUGUCAAGAGUGUCAAACCUUAAUUGACAACCACGAUCAGAUAAAGCUCCUUAGCAAUGCGAGGAAUAACCUAAACAUGACCUUGAAGGAUGUCGAGGGUAUGAUGUCAAUAUCUGUUGAAGCAACAGAGGCACGAGAUUCGUUGAGUGAUGAUAGGGAACUUGUCAAUACUUAUGAGAGGUUAACAGCUCUCGACGGGAAGCGAAGGUUUGCAUUGGCGGCCGUAGAAUCUCAUACUGACGAGGUUGGAAAAUUAAGGGAAUAUUUUGAAGAUGUUGAUCAGAGUUGGGAGAACUUUGAGAAGACAUUAUGGGCCCAUGUAGCCAACUACUACAAGCUUGCAAAAGAAAGCCCACAAACGCUGGUUCGUGGUUUGAGGGUUGUUGAAAUGCAAGAAAUUCUAGAUCAACAAAUUGCGGAGGAGGCAGCUGAAGCUGAAGGAGCUGACGGGGUGACACCAGUUGCUAAUCCUCGUCGAUCAGCGAAAAAAACUACUGGUGCAGCAGCUGUGAAAAAUGUCACCCAACAGAAAGUAAAAUCUCAGGGAAAAGGUUAUAAGGAUAAAUGCUAUGAGGCAAUAGGGAAAGCGGUGGAGGAACGGUUUAACAGGCUGUUGACUGAGCUAGUAUUCCAGGAUCUGAAAGCUGCUUUAGAAGAAGCUCGAACGAUUGGAGAAGAGCUUGGAGACAUUUAUGACUUUGUGGCUCCUUGUUUUCCUCCAAGAUAUGAAAUAUUCCAACUCAUGGUGAAUCUGUAUACUGAGAGAUUUAUUCAGAUGCUCCGAUUGCUCAGUGACAGAGCCAAUGAACUCACAAAUAUAGAGAUUUUGAAGGUUACAGGUUGGGUGGUCGAAUACCAAGAUAAUCUGAUUGGACUUGGUGUCGAUGAAACCUUGGCACAAGUAUGUUCAGAGAGUGGUGCCAUGGAUCCCCUUAUGAAUUCUUAUGUUGAGAGAAUGCAAGCUACAACAAAGAAAUGGUACUUGAAUAUACUAGAAGCUGAUAAAGUACAGCCUCCAAAGAAAACAGAGGAUGGAAAGUUGUACACUCCAGCUGCUGUUGACUUGUUCAGGAUUCUUGGGGAGCAAGUUCAAAUUGUUAGGGACAAUAGCACUGAUGUCAUGCUUUAUAGAAUUUCUUUGGCUAUUAUUCAGGUAAUGAUAGAUUUUCAAGGAGCUGAAAAGAAAAGGCUCCAAGAACCAGCUUCUGACAUCGGUUUGGAACCUCUGUGUGCAAUGAUUAAUAACAAUCUGCGUUGCUACGACCUCGCAAUGGAACUUAGUACAAGCAUAAUUGAAGCACUUCCACAGAAUUAUGCUGAGCAGGUUAAUUUUGAAGAUACUUGUAAAGGCUUCUUGGAGGUCGCAAAGGAAGCAGUGCAUCAAACAGUUAAAGUGAUCUUUGAAGAUCCAGGGGUUGAAGAGUUGAUUGUCAAGCUUUAUCAGAAAGAUUGGUCAGAAGGACAGGUCACUGAAUACCUUGUUGCGACAUUUGGUGAUUACUUUGCAGACGUAAAAAUGUAUAUCGAGGAAAGAUCGUUUAGGAGAUUUGUGGAGGCUUGUGUGGAGGAGACAGUGGUGGUUUAUGUUGAUCAUCUUAUGAUGCAGAAAAACUACAUAAAAGAAGAGACCAUAGAGAGGAUGAGGCUUGAUGAAGAGGUGAUCAUGGACUUCUUCCGCGAGUAUGUUAGUGUCUCUAAAGUGGAGAACAGAGUGAGGAUAAUGAGUGACUUGAGAGAACUCGCUUCAGCGGAGAGCUUGGAUACUUUUACACUUGUGUACACAAAUAUUCUGGAACAUCAACCAGACUGCCCGCCUGACGUAGUGGAGAAGAUUGUUGCCUUGCGAGAGGGUAUACCUCGGAAGGAUGCCAAAGAGGUGGUGCAAGAAUGCAAAGAGAUAUACGAGAAUUCGCUCGUGGAUGGUAUCCCACCGAAAACAGGGUUCGUGUUCCCCAGGGUGAAAUCUUUAGCUGCUUCCAAAGGUUAUAUCUGGCGAAAGCUUACUUAA
Molecule: messenger RNA, 2268 nt
Organism: Linum trigynum
Lineage: Eukaryota; Viridiplantae; Streptophyta; Magnoliopsida; Malpighiales; Linaceae
Source: the annotation of a GenBank genome assembly